CUUGUUUCUGAUCUCUCUCUAUCUCUCUAUCUCUAUCAGGUUAGCCACCUAAAACAAUAAACACUUGCCUUUUUGUUGCCAUCCGGCCCCCUCACCUUCACCUUUCACUUGCCUAUAAGAAGCCUCGUCUCAUUUCAGUGCUAGCAUCCCAGAGAGAAAUUAAGCAGCUGACAAAGUGAGAGCAAGAACGAGGACAGAGACAUAACGGGCGGGCACUGAGAGACAUGGGAGACAAAAUGCAAAACGGUAUCAUGUUCUCUCUUGGGCUUAACAAGGCAAAGCCAUACUUGGCAAUGUUGUGCCUCCAAGUUGGAUUUGCUGGGAUGUAUGUUAUCACAAUGGUUUCUUUGCAGAAGGGAAUGAACCAUUACAUUCUUGCUGUUUAUCGUCAUUUGGUUGCAACCAUUGUUAUUGCACCCUUCGCUCUAGUUCUUGAAAGGAAAAUCAGGCCUAAGCUGACUCUCCCCAUUUUCCUGAGAAUCCUGGUGCUUGGUUUCCUAGAGCCAGUGAUCGAUCAAAAUCUGUACUAUCUGGGAAUGAAAUACACGACAGCAACGCUUGCUUCUGCCACUGUCAAUGUGAUUCCUGCCCUUACCUUCGUGAUGGCAUUGAUUUUCAGGUUGGAGAGAGUAAACUUGAAGAAGGUGCACAGUAUAGCCAAGAUAAUUGGAACAGUAAUCAUGGUACCUGGAGCAGUUAUCAUGACUCUGUACAAAGGUCCUGCAAUCAAUUUUAUAAAUUUGCAAGGAGGAGGCCACUUCAGUGCCACCAACCAAGCUGAGGCUAAGCAUUGGGUUGCUGGGACACUAAUGCUCCUAGCCAGAUGCUGGGGCUGGUCAGGUUUUUACAUAUUGCAAUCGUUUACAUUGAAGAUGUACCCAGCAGAGCUCUCUCUUACAGCUUUGAUAUGCUUUAUUGGGACCAUAGGAGGUGCAGCAGUGUCAUUUGUGAUGGAAAGAGACAUGAAUGCCUGGAAAAUUGGCUGGGACUCAAGCUUGUUAGCUGCUGUAUAUUCUGGAGUGGUUUGUUCUGGAAUUGCCUAUUAUGCACAAGGAGUUGUGAUGAGGGAACAAGGCCCUGUUUUUGUUACAGCCUUCAGUCCCCUUUGCAUGAUCAUCACUGCGGCCCUAGGAUCAAUUAUUUUAGCAGAGAAAGUUCACCUUGGAAGCAUAAUUGGAACCGUUGUCAUAAUUUUUGGACUCUACACUGUCCUGUGGGGCAAAAGCAAAGAUCAGCAAAACUCAACAACAGAGAAAGGUAAAGUCCAAGAAUUGCCAAUUACAGAUGGUGCUAAAUCAAUCAACAUGGAAGAUAGCAUCGAGGGACCAGCUAGAAUUUUGAAGAUCCAAGCAGAGAGUCCUUUAACUCGAGAAACAUAAUAGAAUACUGUAAUUUUUGGAAAUUUGCAGCCGAGUUUUCUAAGCUAUAAGUGAUUUUAUAUCUUAUGCUUCUGCCUAAUCUAUCCUCUGUCUGAGAGUCUUUUGUUGAAGAAUAAACCAAUUGUCGGGCUUUAACCUCUCAAUAUUGAAGCUUUCAAGUCUCAGGGUUCUUCAUUGUAGUGUACUUAUUUUGACUGAGCGCUUCAGUUUUUGCUAUAAAUAUAAUUUUGCAAGGAUAUAGCCUA
Molecule: messenger RNA, 1624 nt
Organism: Durio zibethinus
Lineage: Eukaryota; Viridiplantae; Streptophyta; Magnoliopsida; Malvales; Malvaceae
Product: WAT1-related protein At1g21890-like
Cellular component (GO): membrane
Molecular function (GO): transmembrane transporter activity
Source: RefSeq, a predicted model, not a curated record